Messenger RNA from Elephantulus edwardii (Cape elephant shrew), 294 nucleotides. RefSeq names its product UPF0732 protein C1orf227 homolog. The transcript is spliced from 2 exons. The record is from RefSeq and is a predicted model, not a curated record. Bases 1 to 294 code for a protein of 97 amino acids. Lineage: Eukaryota; Metazoa; Chordata; Mammalia; Macroscelidea; Macroscelididae.
AUGGCACGUACAAACAAAACCUAUGAAAUAGUCGAAAAAUGCAAAAAAAAUAAACAGCUUCUGGAGGAGAUAAAUGAAAAGCGAGAAUCCAACUGCUUGGUGGAAAGAAGCAAUCAAGUCAGCUUACUGAGACCUCAAAAGAGGCAUUUCAGCGGUGGCUGUAAAAUGUCUGGUCAUGCCAGUGCCAAAGGAUCUGUUCCGGACAGCGGCAGGAGUUCUUGGGUCAAACCGAAUCUCCUUGCUCAUGCGGAAAAAAAGCACUUUCCACCAAAAAGUAAUGCCAUAUUUGGAUAA